Paramuricea clavata is the source of this 573-nucleotide messenger RNA. The record is from the annotation of a GenBank genome assembly. NCBI's taxonomy places the organism in Eukaryota, Metazoa, Cnidaria, Anthozoa, Malacalcyonacea, Plexauridae.
AUGUAUAAAGACCACACAGAAGAUAUAAAAUUUUUUGUUGUGGAAUCUGAAGUUGAAUCUGUUCUUAGUGGAAACACUUGUGUCAAACUUGGUUUGCUGAAGAGAGUUUACCAAGUUGUAAGUCAAGAAGCAUCAUUAAAGAAAGUUAAAUUGGAUGACUACCCUGAGCUGUUCAAAGGAUUAGGAUGCUUACCUGGUGAUUAUCAUAUCGAACUAAACGAAGGUGCUACCCCUGUUGUCCAUGCUCCAAGAAAAGUACCAAUUCCACAGAGAGAAAAAGUUAUCGAAGAGCUGAAAAGAAUGGAAAGACUUGGUGUGAUCGUGCGACAGGAAGAAGCGACAGAUUGGGUCAACUCGAUGGUCGUGGUUCAAAAGCCUAAUGGUGCAGUGAGACUGUGUAUUGAUCCGAGGGAUUUGAAUGCCGCCAUGAAAAGAUCCCACCAUCCGAUGAAGACUGUGGAUGAAGUCGCCAGUCGUCUCGAAGGUGCUGAUACCUUUAGCAUAUUGGAUGCAAAGAAUGGUUUCUGGCAACUGAAACUGAAACUGUCCUCUGCACCUUCAACACACCGAUAG